Molecule: messenger RNA, 3412 nt
Organism: Larimichthys crocea (large yellow croaker)
Lineage: Eukaryota; Metazoa; Chordata; Actinopteri; Sciaenidae
Gene: mgarpa
Product: mitochondria localized glutamic acid rich protein a
Exons: 8
Coding region: 245-1753 (502 amino acids)
Biological process (GO): anterograde axonal transport
Cellular component (GO): mitochondrion
Source: RefSeq, a predicted model, not a curated record
UUUAGUAUAAGAAAAGUGAAUAUUCAACCUCCUUCUCGUCCAGGGUGCUAAUAACUCUUCAUACGCGUUAUCCUCCUGCUCUGUGGCAUUCAUCGCCCUUCAUACCACGUAACGCACAACCUAUAUUGCGCAACAGAGGGCAGGUCUGUCCUCCGCCUCCUCGCACGUUGCUCUGACCGGACCAGACCAGCCAUUCAUCCAUCCAGCACUCAGAAGCUGCGGCAUUCCCCAUCGGAGAGCAGCGAUGUUUUCCUGCAGAGCGGCCUGGCAAAGGUGUGGGCCUUUGGCACGGAGAGCAGCCUACAGGCUGCAGCGGGAUGUUGUGCAGCGGCGGCCGAUGUCGUCAGUUCCUGGUGGCUCCGGGGAGAACAUAGUCUACGCCUUGCUGUGUGGAGGAGCCUUUGUCGGUGCUGUGACAUAUGCGGUCAAAACCGUGUCCUCUGACGCCGCCAGGUUCAAUGACCGCGUUGCAGAAAUCAAGGCUAGACCUAAGUCUGAGUGGCAACCCAGACCAUGGCCACACAAGAGCCAGGACGAUGAAGAGGGUGGAGAGGAAGAGGAGGCAGCAGCUGAGGAGGCCGGUGGAGAGGCUGAAGUUGCAGAAGAAGCUGAGGUUGUUGAAGAGGAGGCUGCCAAUGGCGAGGCAGAGACUGUAGUGGAGGCGGUCGCCGAAGUUGUCGCAGAGGCCGCUGAAGUCGUCGCUGAGGUGGCUGAGGUGGUUGCCGAGGCUGCACAGGAGGUGGAGACAGUAGCUGAAGAAGUGGCCCAAGUGGCCGAAGCUGUUGAGGAGGCUGCAGAAGCUGUCGCAGAGCCACCUGCGGUCGCUGCAGAGGGGCCCGAAAGCAACGUGCCCCUGGCAGCUGCCUCUACUGCAGAGGUACUGAAGAUGGCUGAGGUAAAGGAAGAGUUGGCACCAAUUAUUGAAGAUAUCAAAGAGGAAGAGUCCCCAGCCCCAGUAGAGGCAAAGCCUGUUGAAGAAAUUGCACCAGUUAAGGGGGCCAUUGCACCAGUUAAGGGGGCCAUUGCACCAGCAGAAGAGGCCCCUACACCAGUGGAAGCAGUACAAGUAGUUGAAGAGGCCCCUGCACUAGCAGAGGCAGUACCAGUUGUUGAAGAGGCCCCUGCACCAGUCGUUGAGGCACCAGUUGUUGAAGAGGCCCCUGCACCAGUUGUUGAAGAGGCCCCUGCACCAGUCGUUGAGGCACCAGUUGUUGUUGAAGAGGCCCCUGCACCAGUCGUUGAGGCACCAGUUGUUGAAGAGGCCUCUGCACCAGUUGUUGAGGCACCAGUUUUUGAAGAGGCCCCUGCACCAGUUGUUGAGACACCUGUCGUUGAAGAGGCCCCUGCACCAGUUGUUGAGGCACCAGUUGUUGAGGAGGCACCUGCACCAGUUGUUGAGGAGGCGCCUGCACCAGUUGUUGAGGAGGCGCCUGCAACAGUGGUUGAAGAAGCCUCUGCACCUGAGGUUACCACAGCUCUAAUUGAAGAACCAGUCACCACCACAACUGUUGAAGUUUCAGCAGCCCCUGCUGCAGAAGUAGCCAGCUCUGUGGUGGAAGAAACGGUUGCAGCCCCUGCAGAAGAUCCCAAGAGAGAGUACAUUGUUGUGGUUCUGGAAGGAACCCCUAAAUCAGAAAAGCGACCCAAGGUGCUAGGAGUGGGGACAAUGAGUGGUAGAAUCAUCCCAGCUCCAGACGAUGAUGCCCCUGCUUCUGAGGGUAGGCGACGUCUUCUUAGGAUGCAAAUGGAGUAGUUCCACCUAAGUAAACAGCUCCUGAAUGACGAUUUUCUAUCCUGCAGAAGAGGACGUGCCUUUCUCCUACCCAUUCACUUCCUCCUUUCCCCCGACAAACACAAAGGGACUGAUAUGUGUAGUUCCAGUGUAAAGAUGAACAUGAUGUAGUGUUGAGAUCAAUGUCUGCUUUGUGGAACCAACAUAUUAGUGGUACCCAUAUAGCCAAAUUACUGUGACACUCCACUCUGACUUGCAUGUCUUGAGUCCUGUCUGUAGCUGAACAGGUCUCUGGUUUCUCUAGUAGCCUCGAUAAUCUUGUAACCUCAGUGAAUUUCAACCUGUUUACUGCUGUGGACAAAACUGAGCCAUUCAGUCUGCCAUUUUCCUUACAGUGUUUAUUGUCUCAGUGGAAUAUCUUCACACUCCUCACCACAUCCUAUGAACCCAGUCACUGCCCAGCCACUCGCGACGUGAACCUACAGUGUUAUCUCUUAGAGCAAGCUGUGCUUUGAGUCACCAGCAGUCUUUACAAUACCCGACCUCAGGUUUCUUCUUGACUUCUCUCGUUGUAAAAAUGACAAGCUUUGUUUUAUAAAUACUGGCUCGACAGCCCAUGUCGAGUAGCUACCCUGCUACCUCAGCUUUCCUCUCAAUGACACUACAGACCUCCUCUUGAUGCUCUGUUACAGUUUCUAAGCCAAUAACGCAGUUGCUAAGCCACUUACUUCAGUAAGCACAUUAUUUUUGAUCACCAAAACUACUCAUCCUGUGAAACCUAGACUUGAUUUCCAUUUAGUUUUCUUCCAUUUAAAACAAGCCUGCUCUCUCGUCGGUUAAAACUCUAAAGCAUGUUUCUCUUUUGGCCACAUCCCUAACCCAUGAUGUCACAGCUGGUGUUUUCCAACAGCUAUGGAGGGGGAAAUACCUCCUGUGACAUCACCAAGAGACAGGAAAUGGACUUGAAAGUUUCGAUGUGCGGCGCGGUGCAGCUCAGAGCAGCAGGUGUUUUCUUCUCUAUGUUCAGCUUUAUUUCUUUUUAGGUGUGUCACAGACAACUUCCUGAUAUAAAUAAAUCCAAUCCAUAAUAAUUGAUGGUAAAAGUUGUCCGUCUGGCAUCCGGAUUAUUCUCAUCUUCUCCAUAGCCAUCGAUAAAGGGAUACUUCACCCAGACUAAUGGUUUAUGAACUUUCAAUCAUGGUUCUGAGUUGAAUCGGGGAAUUUCUUUUCAUUUCUCUCACUCUUUUUUUGCUUUUCUUAUGUUGUCCGAGCAGUCAGUGAUGUGUGAAUGUGUAAUUUAAAGGCUUGCAGUAAGUAUGAACAGUCAUGAUGCUGAUGUGCUGGUGUGACAGGAAAUGUGUGUGUUUGGGAAGUGUUGCAGUGUGUCUGAAGAGAAGUCUCCAGUGGGACAUGCUUUGACAGCUCUGUCUUCUUUCUUGACUCCCUCUACUGUUGCAUUUCUUACUUUGUUAGCUUGGCAUACGUUAUCUUAAAUAGAUCUGAGAUGAUUGAGGGAAGAAUUGAACUUUGUUUUUAAAAAAAUCAAAUGUUUGUCCUCCUUGUGUUCACUGCUAGGAUUCUUUGAGAAUUUAAGUAAAUGCCUUUGACUUAGACAGAAACUGUUUGUUGCACAUGUUACUGUUUUUCUUGUUUUUGCUAAAUAAAGAGGGAUUAAACGAU